CUCGCCAUAUUUUGCUUUGUACCUUCGUUUGUUCAGUUCGCGUGGAAUUUCGUCCUGACUAAAUUUUGUAAUUUCAUAGUAAUUUCAAUAGUAAAUUCGAUCACAUAAUUACAACAGUUUCCGGCAACUGUUGGUGUGACAGUGCCAGAAACCCUUUCAGCUAUGGACACAAUCAAUGAGCACGAGAAGAAGACGAAACUUUCGUCGAAACUGUUGGGUCUGUGCCGGACAUGUUUGACUGCGGAGGACGAAUCUGACGCAGAGCUGUAUCCGAUUAGCGAUAUCUUUCUGGAAGAGGAUGAAAUGACCAGCCAAGUUCAGUCAUUCGAGGAAGUGUUGUGCCUGUUUGUGGACAACGAGAUUGGCAAUCAAAAAGAUCAACUCCCCAACAUCAUGUGCUUGACGUGCAUUCAGAAAGCUCGAUCAGCGUUUCAUUUCAUUGAAAUGUGCCGCCAGACGGAUGGUCUGCUGUUAGAACUUUUGAAUGAUCAGAAAGGGGAACAGGAGGACACCAAACCAGUAAUUGCUGAAGAUCCUGGAGAGGUCGAGCAAAAGCCGGAAAUGAUUAUUCCAGAACCGCAAGCUCAAGACAUGUUAAUUAUUGAAGAAACUCCCAUGGAAGAAACAGUAGAAGCAGAGGAGCAUUUAGAGCUGGAAGUCAUUUCUUGCGAGAAACAAACUCCCGUAGAACCCCAGGCAGAACCGUCAAAGCUAAAGCAGCGGCAUGUUUGUGAGGUUUGCCAGAAAUCAUUUACGCAACCGCAAACCCUGAAUCGUCACAAGAAGAUACACUCCAGGCAUAGCGAGCCCGGCAAGCCCUGUCCCUUCUGCGCACGGAUGUUUUUGCGUUCGGACGAUUUACGCCGACACAUUCGGAUUCACACCAACGAGCGUCCGUAUGCAUGUGACAUCUGCAACAAGGCCUACAAGCAGUCCUAUGAGCUGAAGGAGCACAAAACCCUAGCACAUCCGGAGUCGGGCGUUCGGAAGUUGCUCGCUUGCAGUUUAUGUGACAAACAGCUGACCACCAGGAACGGACUGUACGUUCAUAUGAAGGCCCACCGAGGCGAGAAGAACCACAUGUGCAUAUUCUGUGAAAAACGAUUCAUCACGAGCGGAGAGCUUUCGUCUCACAUGAAACACAUUCACCCCAGCGAAGUUAACGCGGAGCAGUUUCCCUGUGGGUUCGGAGAGUGUCCGAGGAAGUUCGUUACGAAGGCCGCGUUGCGACAGCAUCGGAGCAACAAGCAUGGUGUAAAAGAUGGAGACACUGGCGGUGAUUCUUGCUAAUCCACGAGGAUAUUCGGGUAAGUUACGUUAAGCAUUUCUUUAUUUGCAUAAACGGUUAAGAAAUA
This is a messenger RNA of Aedes albopictus (Asian tiger mosquito), 1355 nucleotides long. RefSeq names its product zinc finger protein Xfin. Lineage: Eukaryota; Metazoa; Arthropoda; Insecta; Diptera; Culicidae. The record is from RefSeq and is a predicted model, not a curated record. The coding region runs from base 163 to 1290 and encodes 375 amino acids. The transcript has 2 exons. Gene Ontology annotation, molecular function: zinc ion binding; DNA-binding transcription factor activity, RNA polymerase II-specific. Gene Ontology annotation, biological process: regulation of transcription by RNA polymerase II. Gene Ontology annotation, cellular component: nucleus.